AUGCCCAACACUUUGACAAUGUUCAAGGCUGAUCCAAACCUUCAUGCAUCAUGGUUGCAAUCUUUUGAUGCCUAUGCAGUCACUGUCCAGGGCAAUUUGGUCAUCACCAUGCCCAACAUGGACUUCAUCCCUCAGUUCCACCAUUUCGAGGAAGAAAACAUACAAGCAUGUGCCAAUGGGCAUUUCAGUGUUGUCAACUACUUUCAAUGGCCUCAAGCCUAUGACAACAUCUUUUGCAAUUCUGUCUGCAUUCCCUGUAAGGAGCUCUACCCAUUCCUGCACCUGCUUCACUGGGCAUGGUUCACCCCCGACCAAAAGGACUUCAAGGCCAUUGCAGGCAACUCAUUUCCUGUAGGCACAUUAGCUUCUGACAAGGUCAAAGGAUUGGAGUCACUCCUGAAAAUGGCAGACAAGCGUGUCCAGGACUGGAGGGCCAAUCGACAAGGCAAAAAUGACAUCAUCAUCAAUCACAUUGCAUCUCUUCAACACAGUAUCUCACGGCUCAAGAAACAUCCCUUAACCUUUUGCAAUCUCCUCAUCUUCGUCACAGAUGCCCAACACCUAUUCCUUGAAAUUUACUCCUUCAUGGAUUGGGUUCUCAUCACCCAACCUCGCAUCUCCUCCGGCAUGGGAGCCAACACUGUCAAUUCAGCCUGGAUUGGCGCUUUCAUGCAUGACAGUGACAUGUGCAACAAGCUCCACAUGGCUGGCAUCCCUAGUCUGGUGAUGAAACCCGUAUUAAUCACGCAUCUGGAUGACAUCAUCAUCUCAAUGUAUGCAGAGGGCAAUAAAAUCCGCCCCUACGACAUCAUCUAUUGUGGUCAAGGUGGCCACCAGCAUCAGCUUCACGUUCGCCACCUAUAUGGUGGCACAACUUUCAAAAAUCCCGAUGGGCUGGUUGCUUCAGCAAGCAGUUUCUCUAUGCCCAGUUCUUCUACACCUGCAUCAUGCUCUAAGCCAUCUGCUGCUGGAAAGGCCCCUCAAAAAAGUCAGAAAAAGCAUAGGCGACAACCUUAUGCGAGAAAGGCUCAGCCCACCCAACUGUCCCAGUCAGGCGAAUCCAGGGACAAGUGGAAAGACCCUGAAAGCCCAUAUCUUCUGCCGUCUAUCUUACAUUGGGAUGAUGCCCUCAAAACUUGCACAAAGGAUCCGUCUUGUGUGUAUAUGCCCUAUGCGAUUGAUCAGGGAUACAGAUUCCCCGAACCUGCUCUUCUCCUUGGUCCAAAGCUACUGGAGCACCUGCAAGGUGCUGCGCCCAAAGGCAAAGAUCCCAAAAAGAAGGGUCUUAUGGUGGUGGAGAAGCGAAAGGCAGUGAUGAGGGACUUUUUUGGUGACGAUGUGUUGGAGACUCAUGGAGAUUUGUUUGCACCAGAAGGAUCGGUGGAGUUUCGCAGUGAACAAGUGUCAGUUGCCAGUCUCGCUAACCCUCCACGCUGUCUUGCCCAAAGGAUUACAUGGGAGUUAUAUGAGCUCAGUUUCCAUUAUGAACUGAGGGAUCUUGAUCACCACUUAGUCCAUAAAUGCUGGGCAGAUGAUCUGACCAGUUGUGAGCAACUCCUUCAUUCCAUAUUUCCAGGCAAGGCUGGUUUGGUCAUGUGGUCAGAGCCAUUUCCAGGGGAUAACUACGGCAUGUGGAAUAACACCUUAAUUGGUGUUCUGCCUUACCUGGAAAAAUUCUGGGAACUCCUCUGUGCUUGGAACAAUGUCCCACUGCUUCUGGUUGUGCCUCUGACCCCAGAAAACUUCACCGAUACCAAGUGUUGGGAAGUCAUGCAUGCUGCGACCGCCUUUUAUGUGCAGACAUUCUUUUGUCAUUUUGGCAGGCCCCCCAUCGUUCCUCAUUCCCUCCCUUCAUAA
Suillus subaureus is the source of this 1857-nucleotide messenger RNA. RefSeq lists its product as uncharacterized. The transcript is spliced from 5 exons. The coding region runs from base 1 to 1857 and encodes 618 amino acids. The record is from RefSeq and is a predicted model, not a curated record. Lineage: Eukaryota; Fungi; Basidiomycota; Agaricomycetes; Boletales; Suillaceae.